Messenger RNA from Choloepus didactylus (southern two-toed sloth), 1043 nucleotides. RefSeq names its product X-C motif chemokine receptor 1 (gene XCR1). The record is from RefSeq and is a predicted model, not a curated record. The transcript has a single exon. NCBI's taxonomy places the organism in Eukaryota, Metazoa, Chordata, Mammalia, Pilosa, Megalonychidae. Gene Ontology annotation, molecular function: chemokine receptor activity. Gene Ontology annotation, cellular component: membrane. Bases 1 to 1002 code for a protein of 333 amino acids. Gene Ontology annotation, biological process: G protein-coupled receptor signaling pathway; immune response; chemotaxis.
AUGGAGUCCUCAAGCAUCAGAUGGUCUACCUCCUCUUUUCUUUAUGAUUAUAACAGCACUCCAUGUGAGAGCCAAUCCUUUAUUUUUGCCACUCUCACCACCACCAUCCUGUACUGCCUGGUGUUCCUUCUCAGCCUCAUGGGCAACAGCCUGGUGUUGUGGGUUCUAGUGAAGUAUGAGAGCCUGGAGUCCCUCACCAACGUCUUCAUCCUCAACCUGUGCUUCUCAGACCUGGUAUUCUCCUGCCUGUUGCCCUUUUGGAUCUCUGCCUACCACUGGGGCUGGGUGCUGGGAGACUUCCUCUGCAAGCUCCUCAAUAUGCUCUUCUCCAUCAGCCUCUACAGCAGCAUCAUCUUCCUGACCAUCAUGACCAUUCACCGCUAUCUAUCUGUGGUAAGACCCCUCUCAACCCUGCGUGUCCACACCCUCCGCUGCCGUCUGCUAGUGACGACAGCUGUGUGGGCAGUCAGCAUCCUAUCCUCCAUCCCAGAUACCAUCUUCCACAAGGUGUUGCCAGAAGGCUGCAAUUAUUCAGAAAGCAAGUGGUUCCUGGCUUCGGUUUACCAGCACAACAUCUUCUUCCUGCUCUCCAUGGGAAUUAUCCUGUUUUGCUACGUAGAGAUUCUCAGGACCCUCUUCCGCUCAAGGUCCAGACGGCGCCACCGGACAGUCAGGCUCAUCUUCACCAUCGUGGUGGCAUACUUCCUUAGCUGGGCUCCCUACAACCUGAUCCUGUUUCUGCAGACGCUGCUGCGACUCCAGGUCAUCCAGAGCUGCGAGGUCAACCAGCAGCUGGAGUAUGCCGUGCACAUCUGCCGCGAGGUUGCCUUUUCCCACUGCUGCUUCAAUCCUGUGCUCUAUGUCUUUGUCGGGGUCAAGUUCCGCAGACACCUCAAAAGUUUGCUCCGGCAGUUCUGGCUCUGCAGGCAGCAGGCACCCAGCCCUGCCCCACUCCCCCACUCCCCAGGUGCUUUCACCUAUGAAGGUGCCUCCUUCUAUUGAAGGGGAGUUUGAUGAUGGAGGCAGAGGUAGACAGGGGAUCU